AUGAUCGUGCGGGAGAGCCCCAAGUCAAAAGUCAAAGACAACCAGCCCAACUGGCCCCCGCAGUCGUCCGUCGAAGCCCUUCUCAGCUCGCCCUCCGGACGUAAAAAGUACGAGAGCCGCCGCCAGCGCGAUUCGGCCUCACCAUCCCCCUCGAAACGCCGCCCCAUGUCGCGCGGAGGAGUCCAAGCCGGUAGCGAUGGAGAGGAGGACGAGGAGACGCUGCAGCUGCAGCUCCAGGCCAUCGAGGCCAAGCUGAAGUUGAAGGCGCUGCAGAAGAAGAAGAACGAGUCGCUGGACAUGGACCGCAACGGCGCAUCGUCGCGAGCCAGCAUGGCCACCAGUAUGCGCAGAAUCGACCUAUCGCGACCCGACAGCAAACACGACAACGACAUCGAGGUGCCACGCUCACCAGUCCGGACCCGUCAACCGCCUACCGAGCCCAAGAGCCCUGCGCGGGUCAUGUUGGGCAUAGACAAGGGACUUACUGCUCGCGACGUUAGUCUCAAGCGGCCGGGGACCCCUGGGCGACUGUCACGGUUGGGUUCGUCUCAAGGUCCAGCAACGCCAAAGAUCAAGUCCUUCAGCGAACGCAUCGCAGAAAGUAGGAACAAGGAGAAGGAGCGCGAGGUCAAGGAGGAGAGGGCUGAGCAGAGGAGGAGCAGGGGCUUUGGCUUGCAGAACAUCGAAGGAAUCAAAGAUCGGCCCUCACUAUCACGAACGAGUUCUGACCAGAGCUCGCGCGACAUGCCACCGCCCGCCUCCAGGACUCACGCCCGAACACAAAGUCUACAGAAUCGGUCGUUCGGAAACCCACCUACUCCACGGCCAGGAUCUACAAUGUCCUUCAGACCUGAGAGCGCACGCCCGACAUCAUCCGCUUCCAAAUCCUCAUCCAGCAGCUUUGGCACAACCCCAACCGCUUCAAGAUACGCCGAGAUCUCAUCACGCGAUGACAGUACAGAUGCGCCCAGUUUUGAAUCCUUCUCUGGCCUUCACCUCAAGUCUAGAGAAAUGCAACACAAUGUGGUAACACGCACGCUGGAAGGCAAGACUGUACUCACCAUACCGCAAUUGUUAAAGACCGUCAAAGCGCCUGAGUACGACCCACCAGAAUGGGAAAAUGACUAUGUUGUUCUCGGGGUCAUCUGCUCAAAGUCAACACCGCACAACUCCAAGAACGCAGCCAAAGACCAGACCAAAGGCAAGCAGGACAAAGACAUGGAUCAGAAUGGCAAGUUCAUGGUCAUCCGUCUAACAGACCUCAAGUGGGAGCUGGACCUUUUCCUGUUCGAUACCGGUUUUUCGCAAUUCUGGAAACUGCCUCUUGGUACACUGGUUGCCAUCCUCAACCCGGACAUCAUGCCACCACGGAAUCGCGAUACCGGCAAGUUCUCACUGAAACUCUCAAGCUCUGAUGAUACUAUACUCGAACUCGGCACAGCGAGAGAUCUGGAUUUCUGCCACGCGCAACGUAAAGACGGCAGAGAAUGUGGCCAGUGGAUCGAUGGUCGCAAGACUGAGUUCUGCGAGUUCCACAUCCAACUUCAAGUUGACAAAGCCAAGAAAGGUCGCAUGCAAGUUAACACUAUGACUGGGAUGGGUAGUGGGCCUGGUGGCGGCAUGUUUGGUGGUCGACGUGGUGGCCCCAAGGGUGAUGAACUCAAAAGGGAAGGCAAGUACCAUGAUCGAGAACUCCACGAAACCGUAUACAUUGCACCACGACCCGGCGGAGCAGCCAAACUCAUCGACCGCGAUCACCAAAACUGGGAAGGCGGAGCGAAUCGUGAAGAUCGCUUCCGUAAGCAAUUGGCCGAAAAGGAGAGGGAAAGAGAACUCGCCAAGAAGCUUGGUACAAUGGGAGAUGGCAGUACCGGAGGUGACUACAUGAAGCUGAAGGGUGCUGGUACCCAGAAUUUGCCUGCAAGAGGGUACACAUCGUCGCAAGGCUCAACAGGUGCAAAGCCUGAUAAGCCAGUCGACACCGACUUUAGUAGUCUGCUUAACCGUACGUCUGCCGAUGUUUCUUUGGCGCCCGUUAAACGUAAACGAACAGCAUCAGCGAAAUCAUCAACUUCGAGCGACCCCGUCGGCUGGGGAUUCAAGUACGGUCGUAUCCCAUCACCCAAGAAGGAAGUGCCCUCUGCAUUCCGCGGUACACGAGAAGCCAGUCCAGCAAAGAAGAAAGCCCGUCUCUUCUUAGAUGGCAAAGGCAUUCGCGAGCCUGGACGAGAGAGUCUGGGUGGUCUAGACGCAGGACUCAUUGCUGCUAUGGACGACGACGACGAUGACUUGGAGGUAGUUUAA
Alternaria postmessia is the source of this 2304-nucleotide messenger RNA. RefSeq lists its product as uncharacterized. The record is from RefSeq and is a predicted model, not a curated record. Gene Ontology annotation, cellular component: nucleus; replication fork protection complex. Gene Ontology annotation, molecular function: DNA replication origin binding; single-stranded DNA binding. Gene Ontology annotation, biological process: DNA replication initiation; DNA replication. The transcript has 2 exons. Bases 1 to 2304 code for a protein of 767 amino acids. NCBI's taxonomy places the organism in Eukaryota, Fungi, Ascomycota, Dothideomycetes, Pleosporales, Pleosporaceae.